Messenger RNA from Dissoconium aciculare CBS 342.82, 2850 nucleotides. RefSeq names its product purine and uridine phosphorylase. The transcript is spliced from 4 exons. Gene Ontology annotation, biological process: nucleoside metabolic process. NCBI's taxonomy places the organism in Eukaryota, Fungi, Ascomycota, Dothideomycetes, Mycosphaerellales, Dissoconiaceae. Gene Ontology annotation, molecular function: catalytic activity; protein binding; ADP binding. Bases 1 to 2850 code for a protein of 949 amino acids. The record is from RefSeq and is a predicted model, not a curated record.
AUGUCCGCUCCCAACGCAUUCAACCGUCGCUUCACCAUCGGCUGGAUCUCACCUCUGCCGCUAGAGCAGGAAGCCGCCCGGCUUGUCUUCGACGAGGUCUACCUUGAUCAGGAAGUCCGGCACGAGAACGCAUACUACCUCGGCGGCCGCAUCGGCGAGCAUCAAGUAGUGGUCGGCGUGCAGCGCAAGAUCGGCCUCAACGGCGCUGCUACCCUCGCUGGGUAUAUGCACAGUGGCUUCCCGAACAUCAGGUACUUCCUCGUUGUAGGCAUCGCUGGGGGUGUGCCAGCCUAUGGUCCAGCUGGUGAUGCACAACAGAUUGUGCUCGGCGAUGUCGCAAUCAGCUCUCCACGCGGUCACCACGGCGGCGUAGUACAGUAUGACAAAGGAGCAUGGGUAGACGAUGGCCGUCUGCAUUAUCGCGGGCAUACCAAUGGAAUUCCUGGCGAUCUGUUGGCGGCCGUCAACAAGUUCCGCAGCAAAGGGUGGUCUCAGACCAAUAUUGCCCCGACCUUGCAACAGAUGCGCAGCCGGCUAGAUGACGAACAACGCAGCCAGUACGAUGACCCGGGCGAGAUUUGUGACCAACUUUUCAAGGACGACUACAAGCAUCGAGGCGACCACCGCGUCGACUGCAAAGACCGCUGCGAUGCCACCCAGACUCUCUCACGCUCACAGCGCGGUGAUAGGGCAAGAAGAGUCUGUGACCAGCCACGCGUGCACUUCGGGAAUGUCGCAAGCAGCAACCAGCUGCAGAUCUCCGCAAUCGAACGGAAUCGAAUUCGAGACGAGCACGACGUUAUCUGCUUUGAGAUGGAAGCCGCAGGCGUGUUUGAGGAAUACCCCUCGGUGGUGGUGCGGGGCAUCUGCGAUUACGCGGACUCACACAAGAACAAAGGCUGGCAGAACUAUGCGGCCGCAACAGCGGCGGCGUGCGCUAAGCAGCUGCUCUCAUGUCUGCCGCCAAUUGUGAUAAGUGAAGUGACAGCUACGCUUAACGACUUCUCAAUCUCUUUCAGUCUACAAGGAAUUCCAGCAACGGAGUAUUUCGUGUCUCGCAAGCUCGAGAUGCAUCGUCUCACCGAGUUCUUCGCAACUCCAGCUCUACAGAAGCAGCAGCAGCGGGUGUUUGUGGUGUAUGGCAUGGGCGGGAUGGGCAAGACGCAGCUGUGCGCCGAGUUCGCCAAGACGAAUGCCGAGCGGUUCAGCGCGGUGUUCUGGCUGGACGGAUCGUCCAAAGAUGCCCUGCAGCGAUCGAUGGCAAGCGCAGGUACGCGGUCGGGAAAUCGUACGCAGGAAGCGAUAGCAAAGACGGACGUCGCGCAGCUGGGUAACGACUUCCGACAGUGGCUGUCGCUCCCGGGCAACACGGACUGGCUGAUAGUCAUCGACAACAUCGACCGCGAGUGGCAGGGCAGCACAACGGACGACCAGGCAUACGACUAUCAUGAAUUCCUACCGCACGCCAAUCAUGGGAACGUCUUGAUCACGACGCGUCUGAUGCGACUGCACCGACCAAACGCCAGCCUUCAUUUAGGUAUCGCUGACGAUCAGCUCGCAAAAAAGAUACUCGAGACACGCGCAGACAAAGUGGUUCCAAACGUCGAUCAACUGCUCCCUAGGCUGGGUGGCCUUCCGCUCGCCCUCGCCCAAGCAGGAGCGUAUCUACGCACGAGAGGGAUGUGCGUCUCGGACUAUCUAGAGCAUUACGAUGGGACGUGGGCCGAAUUGAUGCGAAAGCAAGAUCGGCUCCCACUGCAAGAAUAUGGGCAACGGAGCGUACUUACGACAUGGACAAUUUCGUAUGAGCAGGUGAAAAGGACGGACCCACUCGCGACCUGGCUGCUUGACCUGUGGACAUUCCUCUAUCAUGGCGACGUGUGGGUAGAGCUAGUACUAGCCGAGCAAAGCGAUAAGGCAGAGGCUCGUUCUGACGUGAGCUUAGCAUUUGGGCCAGUAACGAAGCUCUCCCUGCAGGACUCGAUCGGAACUCUCGUCCAAUACUCGAUGGUGAAUAUGAGCACCGCAGAUCGCGCACCCUCGAUACAUCCAGUCGUGCAUGCAUGGUGUCUGCACAGCUUAGAUAGAUCUACAGCACAACAACUUAGGGCAGCAGCGUUGAGACUUGUCGCCAGCAUGGCAGAAUCGCUGGGUCAAGGAGUCGGGAGAGACUUGGGACUUCGGUUAGCUGCACAUGCGAAAGUGAUCGGGGCAAGAGUAGCAAUGCCGCGAUCGAAUGAAGAGCAGCACGCUAGAGAUUGUCAUCAAGUUGCAUACUUUCUCAAUGACUGGGAGAAGUCUCAGGAGGUCGAGAAUCUGUAUAAGUGGGCGCUGCGCGGGUUUGAGAAUGCAUGGGGCGCGGAGCACACGUCGACGCUGGACACGGUCAACAAUCUCGGCCUUCUGUACGCGGACCAAGGCAAGAUGGCAGAGGCGGAGAAGAUGUACGUGCGGGCGCUGCGCGGGUACGAGAAGGCAUGGGGCGCGGAGCACACGUCGACGCUGGACACGGUCAACAAUCUCGGCCUUCUGUACGCGGACCAAGGCAAGCUGGCGGAGGCGGAGGAGAUCCAAGGCAAGAUGGCGGAGGCGGAGGAGAUGUACUUGCGGGCGCUGCGCGGGUACGAGAAGCUGUCAUGGGUCUCGCCGGCUCGUAUAAAAUUCGUGAAACAGUCUUUAUCAUCUUUGCGCGAACGACCGAGCCGCUCUCACAACGAGCAAUCGAGCGAGAGCAUCCCACGCAAUGGCGACAACUAUGCGAUACUGUCGGCGACACCUCUGAACACAGGGGUUGCAGAGAGUCCCAAAGCACUUAGCAAGUUAAUGCGCAAGAUGUGGAAACGCUCGUAG